AUGAAUAUCUUUGCGUGCAACGAUCCUGAAACAGAGUUUUGGAGGAGAGGACAGUGCUCCGCACCCGCGGCCUGGCCAGCGCCUUCACGUCUCACACAUGAGAACGCAACAGUGGCGAUGGAAAGCGCGCGCGCGCUGCUGGUGCUGGCGGUGCUGUGCGGCGCGCGCGGCGCCGGGCCCGGCCCGCCGGCGGCCGCACAGCCUGCGCUGCAGUUUCGGCACGCACUCUACAACGUGAGCAUCCCCGAGAACAGUCCGCCGCGCAGCUACGCAGCGCAGCCGCCCGCCGCCGACCCGCUGGGGCUGCGCUUGCCGGCGCCGGACACUCGCAUCCGUUACCGCAUCAAGCACGGCGACCGUGAUAAAUUUUUUAAAGCAGAGGAGCGUGUCAUUGGUGACUUUUGUUUCCUUUCAAUACGUACGCGAGCAGGGCACUCUGAUGUUCUUAAUAGGGAGCGAAAAGACAACUUUCGAUUAGAGAUUAGGGCGACAGCGCAGCUUCCCAAUGGACGGACACUAGAGGCGGAUACAGUAGUAGCUGUUGAGGUUACAGACGAAAACGAUCUUAGUCCGCUUUUUUAUCCUACAGAAUACGAAGCUGUAGUACAAGAAGACGCGCCUUUACAUUCAAGUAUAGCGCGGGUCUCCGCGGAGGACGCUGACCUUGGUAUAAAUGGAGAAAUUUAUUAUAGCUUGGCAGAAGCAACAGAUCGAUUUGCCGUUCACCCAACCAGUGGCGUAGUCACAGUUACCCGUGCCUUAUCAGUAGCAGAGAGUUCUCGCUAUGUAAUAAUAAUACUGGCACAUGAUCGCGCAUCUUUAAUUACUCGAGGAGAUAAUGCACCCGCAGCACGGGCAUCGUUAGUAAUUCGAAUUAUCCAGGCGAAUCUCCAUGCGCCUGAGCUAAAAGUAAGACACUUACCUGAACUGAUAGAAAAUUCAACGGCUGAAAUAUAUGCAAUUGUGAAAGUAACAGAUCGGGAUUCUGGAGAGCAUGGUCGUAUUGCCGGGCUUGAAAUUGUUGAUGGUGAUCCUGAUGGACAUUUUCGGGUUCGGAAUUCCAUACAACCAGGAGAAUAUGAUAUAUUGGUACAUGCCCUUCUUGAUAGAGAGACUGCACCUCGUGGCUAUAAUCUAACUUUGCGUGCCACAGAUGCAGGAAAACCUCCUCGCUCAUCCUAUUUAACGUUACCAGUGUUGUUAACAGAUACUAAUGAUAAUGCGCCGAUAUUUAGCCGCGAAAUUUACGAAGCGAGUAUUCCAGAGACCGCUCCACCUAACACUCCAGUUAUUCGUCUUAAAGUUAGCGAUCGAGAUGAGGGUAGAAAUGCUCGAGUGUAUAUUGAAAUAGUAGGCGGCAAUGAAGGUGGAGAAUUUAUCGUUAAUCCUGACACUGGCGUUCUUUACACUGCUGUUGAAUUGGAUGCAGAGGAAAAGUCUUUGUAUACACUUACUGUAUCAGCUAUUGAUCAAGGAAAUGCAGGAACGCGUAAACAAUCGUCAGCGAAAGUAAAAAUUUCUAUAGUAGAUGCUAAUGAUAACGAUCCUGUAUUUGAGCGAGAGCAAAUAGAAGUAACGCUACAGGAAAAUGGCCCUACAGGUGCUGUCGUAGCUCGGGUCGUGGCACGUGAUUCCGACUCUGGAGAGAACGCUUACAUAUCAUAUAGCAUUGCCAAUUUACAACCAGUGCCGUUUGAUGUUGAUCAUUUUUCAGGUGCAGUACGAACUACACGGUUAUUGGAUUACGAGAGUAUGCGUAGGGAAUAUGUCCUACAAAUACGUGCUAGUGACUGGGGUUUACCUUAUCGACGUCAAGCAGAGAUGCGACUUACAGUGCGGCUUGAAGAUGUUAAUGAUAAUCGGCCACAAUUUGAACGUGUUGAUUGCGUUGGGUACUUAUCACGUCGCUUGAUCAUUGGAUCUGAAAUUGUGACGCUUUCAGCUAUCGAUUUUGAUGCUGGAGACGUAGUUUCAUAUCGUAUUAUCGGUGGCAAUGAAGAUAAUUGUUUUUCUCUCGACUCUAGCACAGGUGUGCUGGUUCUAUCAUGCGAUCUUGGUGAUGUACGAACAGAAACACGUGUGUUAAAUGUUACAGCUACUGAUGGAACACAUUUUGCUGACGCUGCUACAUUAACUUUACAUCUUGUGAGUGGCAGUGGAAGUGGUGGUGAAUCAAACUCGCUAGAAUGUCGCGAGACAGCCGUAGCUCGACGUCUAACUGAGCUUUUAGCUGCUGCUGAGCGAAGCAAUGCACCUAUUGACUUCGCAGAAGAUUUCCCUCUUGCGCCUUCCCGUUACGGUGAAAAUUUGCACUAUCCAGAGUUUGUUGAUUUUCCUAUCGAAGUGAAAGUCAAUGAAUCUGUGGCAUUAGGAACUUCUCUCGUUCGCUUACGUGCCCGAGAUCGAGAUCUAGGAUACAACGGCCUGCUAGUAUAUGCAAUUUCUGGUGGAGAUACUGAUUCUGCAUUUCGCAUAGAUCCAGAUACUGGAGAACUUAAAGUUAUUGGUUAUUUAGAUAGAGAACGUGAAAAUGAAUAUUAUUUAAACGUGACGGUUUACGAUCUUGGUCAUCCACAACGUACAGCUUCUCGCCUGUUACCAAUCACUGUACUUGACGUGAAUGAUAAUGCACCCCGAUUUGAAAAGACACUCGCAAGUUUUAGAGUAACAGAAAAUGCUAUUAAUGGAACAGCUAUCUUUCACGCAAAUGCAACAGAUCGUGACCUCGGUGAAUUUGGUUAUGUUACCUAUAGCCUAAGUGGAGGAGGUGAAGGCGAGUUUUGUAUUGACAAAACCACAGGUGUUGUAUCAGUCUGUGCACCACUGGAUCGCGAACGACGUGCUCUUUAUGAGCUAACAGUGCGCGCUACAGAUGGCGGCGGGCUACGUGCAGAAGCUCUGGUGCGUGUCGCUGUCGAUGAUGUAAACGACAAUGCUCCGCGCUUUGCUUUGCCAGCUUACAGUGCUCGCAUUCGUGAAGACGUGCCAAACGGUACUCUUGUCGCUGUGCUCGAAGCGUUCGAUCCAGAUUUGGGUACAGGUGGAAUUGUCACUUAUUCACUGCCCGAUCAAUCACCUGAUGAUAUUGUUUUUACAGUAGACGUUACUUCAGGCACGCUGCGAACCGCUAAGCGUUUAGACUUCGAGGAAAGACAGGUGUAUGGCGUGACAGUGCGUGCUACAGAUGGCGGUCAACCGGCACUUUUCGCCGAGGCAACCCUCAUCGUGGAAGUAGUCGAUGUGGACGAGAACGCACACACGCCAGUGUUCGCGGAGCGCCAGGCGUUCGCGGCGAGCGUGCGCGAGGACGCGGUGCCGGGCGCGGCCGUGCUCACGGCGGCCGCCAGCGACGCCGACGCGCCCGGCCGCGACUCGCGCCUCGCGUACUACAUUGUUGGGGGCUCCGGCAUGGCCUUGUUCUCUAUCGAUGACACGGGUGUGAUAAGAACGCAGACGCCGCUGGACCGAGAGACGACCCCGCAUUACUGGCUCACAGUGUGCGCUCAGGACCAUGGGCUGGUUCCACGCCACUCUUGUGUUGAGGUGUACAUCGAGGUGGAGGACGUGAACGACAUGGCGCCGUGGCCGGAGCAGGCGGAGUACGCGGCGGCGGUGCCCGAGCAUUGCGCGGCCGGCACGCGCGUGGCGCGCGUGUCCGCCACCGACGCCGACGCCGCGCCCGCGCCCGCCGCGCUGCGCUACUCCAUCGUGGCCGGCAACCCGGACGGGCUCUUCUCCAUCGACGAACAUACAGGUAAAGUAUUAAAAAUAGUCCUGUUCUCGCACGACCGGUCAGGCGAGAUCACGACAACGGGGCGCGCGCUGGACCGCGAGGCGGCGGCGACGCACGCGCUGGAGGUGGCGGUGUGGGACGGCGCGCUGGCGGGCGCGGCGCGCGUGCGCGUGACGCUGCUCGACCUCAACGACCACGCGCCCGCCUUCACGCAGCGCUUCUACGACGUGCGCGUCCCCGCCCCGCAGGACGAUGAGGCAGUUCUGGCGGAAGACGAAGAAAGCAGCUCGGAGGCCGAGAGUGAGGCCGAGGCUGAGGACGACGAGGAGGGCUCCGGCUCGCGCCUGGCGUGGGACCUGUGGGACGAGCCCGAGCCUGUGGGAACAUAUAUCGCCACUGUGGCGGCGCUGGACAGCGACGCGGGCGAGAACGGCACGGUGACGUACAGCGCGCGCGCGCGGGGGCCGGCGCGCGGCCUGCUGCGCGUGCACGCGCGCUCCGGCCGCCUCUACGCCGCGCCGCGCCUGCCGCUCGCCGCACGCCGCGCCUACGACCUCACGGUAACAACCCCCAUUAUGGUCACGAUAUCA
Messenger RNA from Brenthis ino (lesser marbled fritillary), 4323 nucleotides. The record is from the annotation of a GenBank genome assembly. NCBI's taxonomy places the organism in Eukaryota, Metazoa, Arthropoda, Insecta, Lepidoptera, Nymphalidae.